Messenger RNA from Arachis ipaensis, 1185 nucleotides. RefSeq names its product phosphopantothenoylcysteine decarboxylase-like. The record is from RefSeq and is a predicted model, not a curated record. Gene Ontology annotation, molecular function: FMN binding; phosphopantothenoylcysteine decarboxylase activity. NCBI's taxonomy places the organism in Eukaryota, Viridiplantae, Streptophyta, Magnoliopsida, Fabales, Fabaceae. Gene Ontology annotation, cellular component: phosphopantothenoylcysteine decarboxylase complex. Gene Ontology annotation, biological process: coenzyme A biosynthetic process.
AGGUAAUAAAUAUAAGAUUCAGUUAAUUUCACUGUGAAUUUAAUCCAAUUUUCCAAAUUAAAAGGUUAUUGUUUCAAGGUUCAUAUUCAUCAUGAAAAGCUUGAACCCCACUACCAUAUAAAACCAACUCAGUGUGUAAAGUGUAAACCCAUCAGCCAUCACCAUUGCCAAAACUCAAAAAGCUUAUUCUGGCGGGUUUUCUACUCACUGUAUAUUCAUUCACCAGAGAAAAAAAAAAAAAUCUCAGAAGAUACUGUACCUGUAGAACAAAACUGUGAUGGCUUCAUUAUUACCUGAGGAAAGUGUAGGGCAAAAUUUUACAUGGCCGAAGCCUUGUCCUCCUCCAAGGAAGCCUCGCGUUCUCCUCGCUGCUUGUGGAUGCCUAUCGGCUGCGAAAUUCGGACAGAUUUGCCAAUGUUUCUUGACAUGGGCAGAUAUAAAUACUGUGGUCACAGAAAAUGCACGGGUUUUUCUUGAUAAAUCAUCAUUUCCACAUAAUGUGCAAAUGUUUUCCGAUGUAGAUCAAGGGAGGGUUUGGUCAGAAUCAGGUCCUCUACUCGGUUCGCCUUUACCCUCUGCUCUUUCUAAAUGGGCUGAUGUCAUGGUCGUUGCUCCAAUUUCUGCAAAUACCAUUGCAAAGAUUCUUGGAAGGAUGUGCGACAAUUUGCUAACAACUAUCAUAAGAGUAUGGGACUACGAAAAGAGGCUCUAUCUCGUGCCAUCGAUGGACCCUUUGAUGGGGGCAAAUCCUUUAACAGAGAGACAGCUUCAUUCCCUUCGUGUACUUGGUCCCUAUGUAAUCACACUAGCUGGAGACAACGCUCAUAAGCAAAUGCCUGAUCCUGAAAUCAUUUCUGAAUUUGUGAAAAUAAAUAUCAAGUGAAAGACUGAGAAGAAUGAAAGAUUACGCGUCUAUAAUUGUGGUAUGCAGUAAGCUGAGUUCAUUUUGUUUGGUGAAUCAACAAGAAAAAAGAGUGACUGAUAUUGUGCUGUUUGUUGUAUAAGAAGAGUACCACAUCAUUGGACAGUGAAAAGUGAUGUUCUGUGAAUCAAUAUAAAAGGCCAAGUAAGCCGCGUUAAUAAGCAUACCUUUCUCGGCCUUUUGGCUAAGAUCAAGUGUAGUAUCUGUUCUUAUCAGUUUAAUAUCUGAUAUGUGGGCCAUUGGUCCACACGAUAUUAAAUUUA